UGUGUGUGUGUAUGAGUGUUUAUGUGAGUGAGUGCGUGUGUAAGUGCAGCUGCGGUGAAUUGAUCUGAUUAUUAUUAUUAUUAUUAUUAUUAACAUUAUUGAUCACUAACAUGUGUGAUGAUGAGAAAUUACCCCCCGGAUGGGAGAAGCGAAUGAGUCGCAGCUCGGGUCGGGUGUACUACUUCAACCACAGCACCAACGCCAGCCAGUGGGAGCGGCCGAGCGCGGGCGACGGCGCCCCGGUGGAGAAGGUGCGCUGCUCUCACCUGCUGGUGAAGCACAACCAGUCACGCCGACCCUCGUCCUGGAGAGAGGAGAACAUCACCCGCUCCAAAGAGGAGGCGCUGCAGCUCGUUCAGCGGUAUAUAGACCAGAUCAAAUCGGGCGAGGAGGACUUCGAGACGUUGGCGUCCCAGUUCAGCGACUGCAGCUCCGCACGCAACGGAGGAGACCUGGGCCUGUUCGGCAGAGGUCAGAUGCAGAAGCCGUUCGAGGAGGCGUCGUUCGCGCUGAAGAUCGGCGACAUGAGCGGCCCCGUGUUCACCGACUCCGGGGUCCACAUCAUCCUGCGUACAGGAUAACGCCCGUCCGUCCGUCCGUCCGUCCAUCCAUCUACAUAUACGAAUGCCCACUGACUGUUACCCCCCCCCCCCCCUUCCUGAAACGCUCCGACAGGGCGUGUCCACCCCUCAUUUUUAAUCGUAUUUAGCCUCACAGAACAAACAGAUUUGCUUUGAUCCUUUAUUAAACGUACACCAAUAAACAGCGAGACGAAUCGGAAUGCACCCCCACCUCGCUCUGUCGACCUGUAAGUCUAGAUAAUGACCAAUAAAAAUGAUCACAUGACCAAAAA
Molecule: messenger RNA, 853 nt
Organism: Trichomycterus rosablanca
Lineage: Eukaryota; Metazoa; Chordata; Actinopteri; Siluriformes; Trichomycteridae
Gene: pin1
Product: peptidylprolyl cis/trans isomerase, NIMA-interacting 1
Exons: 4
Coding region: 111-581 (156 amino acids)
Cellular component (GO): nucleus; cytosol
Molecular function (GO): protein binding; peptidyl-prolyl cis-trans isomerase activity
Source: RefSeq, a predicted model, not a curated record